Messenger RNA from Pseudogymnoascus verrucosus, 3147 nucleotides. RefSeq lists its product as uncharacterized. The record is from RefSeq and is a predicted model, not a curated record. Lineage: Eukaryota; Fungi; Ascomycota; Leotiomycetes; Thelebolales; Thelebolaceae. Bases 78 to 3050 code for a protein of 990 amino acids. The transcript has 8 exons.
CGACAUAAAAGUGGCUUCCACAGUUUUAAAUCCUUCCAUUUCACGAGAACAAGCAAGUCUUUUUGAGCGUAGCAAGCAUGUUUCACGAGUUGGAAUCUUUAACUCCUGCCGAUCGGGAUCUUUUUCAUCGUUUUGGUCACGGACCUCGUGUUGAACCUAGAUUCUCGUUGGUUCACAAGGCAUUCGAAGAUGUCGUUGACUCCCAGCCCUCACUAGUUGCUGCUGAACAUGAUGGCAACAGCGUUACUUAUCAGGAGCUCGAAAGGUUAUCCAAUGUCCUGGCUAAUGACCUCAUUCGGAGUGGCCUUGAGCCACGGCAGCGUGUCUGCCUCGUUCUUCAGCGUUCUAUUGAUAUGGUAGUUGCAAUUCUUGCCGUAAUAAAAUGCGGUUGUCAAUACGUUCCUCUAGAUGGCGGAGUAGUGCCCGACAAUGUCAUGUCCCACAUCUUUGAAGACACACAAGCACAGUUUGUGCUCUGUCUUGGGAAAUUCCAUCACAAAGUCCAGCAAUGUGCUGGUUCCACGACGACGAUCGUCGUAUUAGAUGCUCCUAGAGAUGAAAAGAGCAGCUCCAUUUCCACAGAAAGGCCAGCUGUGAGUCUUAAUUCAUCAGAUGGACUAUAUAUCAUUUACACCUCAGGAACCACAGGAAAACCAAAGGGCGUUGAUGUCAGCCAUCAGAAUGUAACCAACCUGAUCUGUCUUCCUCCUGGGAAUCUCGGUAUCAGUACAGGCACGAAAGUGCCGCAAUUGCUAUCGAUCUCUUUUGACAUGGCACAAUGGGAAAUCCUGGCAACACUCUUAAAUGGAGGCACGCUGGUUUUGCGUACUUCGAAUUGGAAUGAUGUUUUAAAGCAGGCCAACACGAUUAUAGCAACGCCAUCAGUUCUUCGAAAGCUGGAUAGAGCUGAAUAUCCUAACAUUCAGGUGGUGGCUUUGGCUGGAGAGCCGUGUCCAAAAUCGCUGGCUGAUGAAUGGGCAAAGGAGGCCACUCUCUAUCACUGUUGCGGCCCGACAGAGGUUACGAUCGUGAACACUAUGCAUGUUCACCAGCCAGGGUAUGAUAUGUCGAUCGGGCGGCCUGUACCAAACACUGAUGUGUACAUUCUUGACGAAAAUGAAAAUUCCCUUCCAAUUGGUAGUAUCGGUCUCAUGUGGGCCGGCGGUCGUUGUGUGUCACGAGGUUAUCUGAAUCUACCAGAAGAAACGUCAAAGAAGUUCAAACUGAAUAAGUUUGUUAAUGAUGGGUCUUUUAUGUUCAACACUGGUGAUCUUGGCCGAUGGCGAGACGAUGGCACCUUGGAAACUCUUGGAAGAAUCGAUGAUCAAGUAAAGAUUAAAGGAUUCAGAGUGGAGUUAAGUAGUGUGGCCACUGCAAUAGAGCAAACACCCGGUGUCAGUCGAGCUUGUGCAAUUUUGAAUAACGAAGUCCUCUGGGGAUUCUACUCUGGCCCAUCUUAUGUCGAAGAGCUUGCUGUAAAUGCUGUGGUUAGUAAAUGUCAGCCAUAUUAUGCCAUACCAAGUUCAUGGAUGUACCGAUCCGAUCUACCCCUUACUCCAAAUGGCAAAAUUGACAAGCAUGCUCUUUUGGCUUCAAUACCGGCCAACCAGGAAAUGCAGUUAAUCGCCCAACCGACUCCAGCAACUCUGAAUGACCUAGAGAAAUAUCCGGUUUCCACGGAUGAUACAGCUGUCACAACUGUUGAGUCAGACACAGGAGUGAAUAAAACUGAUUCUUCCACUUCGAGUAUUCAGGAGAAGCAUCCACUUCCACAAAAACUCGGAACCCACGGAGCUAGAGCGCUGCGUCACCGAUUCUUUUCUCUAUACCGACGGUUCUUCUCAGUUGUCUUCAUAGCCAACACGGUAGCGGUGAUUUACAUGAUCCACCGCUACGCAGUCCAAGGACCAGACCUUCCAAGUUUAGGGACCGCAAUAGGGGCGAAUUUAUGUACCGCGGUCUUAAUGAGGCAGGACCACGUUGUCAACCUUUUAUUCACCCUCGCAUGCUCUGUCCCCACCUCUGCUCCCCUUUUCAUACGGCGCAACUGUGCCAAAGUAUAUCAUAUUGGGGGCCUGCACAGCGGUGCAGGCGUUGCAGCGACUGCCUGGCUUUUGGUUUUCACCAUCGCAGCAACAAUCGAGUCCGCUCACCCAGCUGUUCUCGCCGUCUCGUACACACUCAUAGCGCUGCUUGUGGGCAUAGUCAUCUCAGCCCAUCCUACAUUCCGCGCUCGCUUCCAUAAUCGGUUCGAGCUGAUCCAUAGAUUUGCCGGAUGGACCGCACUGGCGCUGUUCUGGAUACAGACCAUCGUGUUGAGCGACAGCUUGCGCGGCACUUCCACAUUAGGGAAAGCCCUGAUAAACAGUCCAGGCUUCUGGCUCCUCCUCAUCGCUACCAGCAGCGUCGCUCUCCCCUGGCUCAACCUUCGCAAGGUGAACGUUCGACGCGACGUGCUCUCCGGCCACGCAGUCCGUCUCUAUUUCGACUACACCACCCCAGUCGUAGGCACCGCCGUUCGAAUCUCCCAGCGGCCUCUAGUGGAAUGGCACGCAUUCGCCACAAUCGCCAAGCCCAACGAAAAGGGGUUCUCCCUCCUCGUCUCAAACGCAGGUGACUGGACAUUAAACCAGAUCCAAAACGGCCCCUCAAAGCUCUGGGUCCGAGGCGUCCCCGCAUGCGGCGUUCUUCGAAUUGCACCUCUCUUCAAGAAGAUAGUGUUGGUCGGCACUGGAUCUGGCAUCGGCCCCUGUCUGCCUGUCAUAUACGCCAAGAAAGUUCCAUGUCGUAUCUUCUGGUCGACGCCCCAUCCGGAGAAGAAUUUUGGGCCUGAGAUCAUCAAGGCUAUAUAUGAUGCAGAUCCAGACGCAGUGAUCCAUAAUACGAAAACGAUGGGAAGGCCGGAUAUGGUCGCCAUUUCGUAUCGUCUUUUGCAGGAGAGCAAUGCGGAGGCGGUGUGUGUUAUUUCGAAUAAGAAGUUGACGCAGAUGAUCGUGUAUGCUAUGGAGAGUAGAGGCAUUCCUGCCUUUGGGGCGAUUUUUGAUUCCUGAUCGGGGUAGAAAAUGCGUGGACGCGUUCGAUUCCGUUGGUUGGGAAAAAACAUACUUAUGCUACGACUAUAAAAAUGAGGUGCUAAGGAUAUCAGCG